UUUCCACGAUGUGAGGACUGGAUCCUGAUGUUCCAGGUUUUCUUCUCAGUCGACUCUUCCUGCGCUCCUGAUCCGAGCAGCUAGUUUUCCCAAUGUGACCUGAAAGGUUAAUUCAGGACUCAGUGGAUUUUCCUCAUUCAUGGAUUUAGUCUGAAGAUUUUCCAGAAUCCUGCUGGAUGUUCUUCCUGCUCUCAGAGUUAAAACGUUCAGUUAAUUUGCUUCAAACUGAGCUUCUGACUGCAGGACCUCCUCUGAUUGGUCAAUCACUGCAGAGAAGCAUGUUUGGGGUCUUUUUGAAGAGAAAUAAAGCUACAGAUGGAUGCUGUGAGGGAAACUUCAAGCUGCUUCUGAGAACAGAUGAUGGAUGCUGAGAGCAGAGAGGUGCUUCCUGAAGCCGGGCUGGUGGCCAGCUGGCAGCUCGACGCUCCAAUCUGCUCCGAACUCGGCUUCAGUGGCUCGGAGAAAGUUCUGCAGGGUUGGGCGGGGAACUCUGACUGUGUGACCCUGAAUGACAGCGAAUCAGAAGACGUCAUGCACGCCGUCGAUCCUAAUGAGGUGUUUGGCAACGCAGCGGCUGACCCGUCAUCAGAGAACAACAGUUGCAUCUCAGAAGAGACCCCCGUUACCCUGGUAACGGCUGCAACCACAGCAACCAGCCAGCCAACCCCGACGACAGUCUAUCAGGUGGUCUAUGACAUCAGCUCUGCAGGCGGAGCUAAGUCUGAACCCAGUCAGGAAAACAUCAUCUCCAUAGAGCUCGAUGAAUGGAGCUCCCAGCUGCUGUUUUCGGACUCGUGCAUCGUUAACGCGCUGCCGGUGGCCUCGUCGUUACCAUCAUCCUCUCCACCCAGAGGCAGCUUGAGCUCCACCGCCCUCUCAGGCAGAAACCAGAUGUUUCCAGACCUGUGGCUGACAGAGGAGGAGCAGAAGCUGCUGACGGAGGAGGGAGUAUCCCUGCCCCGCAACCUUCCUCUCACUAAGGCCGAGGAACGGAUCCUGAAGAAAGUCCGCAGGAAGAUCCGGAACAAGCAGUCGGCUCAGGAUAGCCGGGUGAGGAGGAAGGAGUACAUCGACGGCCUGGAGAGCAGAGCGGCAGCCUGCUCGGCUCAGAACAAGGAGCUGCAGAGGACCGUGGAGCAGUUGGAGAAACACAACAUGUCCCUGCUGGCUCAGCUACAGCAGCUCCGCUCUCUUAUCAAGCAGACGGCCAGUAAAGGAGCCCAGACCAGCACCUGCUUACUGAUCAUCUUGGUGUCCCUCAGUCUGAUCAUCCUGCCCAGUUUCAGUCCGUUCAGCCGCCGCCUGUCAGCAGACGACGACUACAGAACCACGGGAGUUUUUUCCAGAAACAUCCUGACAGAUCCAACCUUCUCCAACCCGACAGAUGAUGGAGACGGCCCAGCUGCACAUUUGGACUCCUCAUCACCAUCGCCUAAGCUCAGCCAAUCAGGGCCUGCAGGUGGCGCUGCUGUAGUCCUAAAGCCACCAGGAAGCUUUGAGAACCCGGCUGCUGAUGAUGAGGGACCUAAAAUGGGCCAAUCAGAAAAUGUGACAGCUAACGUUGCUGAGCAGACUGAUGUGAUGGAUCGGAGAGGAGGCCUCGACUCGGGAAAACCGGCACACGCUGACGAGAUGUAACCUGUACCUCCCGCAGGUUCUGCUCACAUGGCAACGGGUUGGACAAACAGCCUGGAGGGCUCUGACUGAUGCUGUGGAGGGUGGUGGGCUAAAACCAGGAAUUAUCCCAGACCUUUACCUUAAAUGUCACAGUUUUAGAGAAACGUUUAACGAGGUAACAGGUUUGGUUGUUUUUGGAUCAGAACCAGCACAGAAUGAAGUUUUGAUCUCUCUGUUAGAUCUGGACCGACCCAAUUUUAUUUUCACCAUAUUCACUUUAAUGUAAUGUAAUGAGUUCUGUUCUGACAUGUGGCCGGGUUAGUUUUCAGCCUGCUGGUUGAGUUUGUGGGUUCAGACUGAGUGGUUCUGAUUUCUACAGUAAAUCACGUGUUACAAACAUC
Molecule: messenger RNA, 2018 nt
Organism: Girardinichthys multiradiatus
Lineage: Eukaryota; Metazoa; Chordata; Actinopteri; Cyprinodontiformes; Goodeidae
Gene: creb3l4
Product: cAMP responsive element binding protein 3-like 4
Exons: 10
Coding region: 358-1638 (426 amino acids)
Biological process (GO): regulation of transcription by RNA polymerase II
Cellular component (GO): nucleus
Molecular function (GO): DNA-binding transcription factor activity, RNA polymerase II-specific; RNA polymerase II cis-regulatory region sequence-specific DNA binding
Source: RefSeq, a predicted model, not a curated record